Messenger RNA from Cucurbita moschata (crookneck pumpkin), 664 nucleotides. RefSeq lists its product as uncharacterized. The record is from RefSeq and is a predicted model, not a curated record. Bases 91 to 654 code for a protein of 187 amino acids. The transcript is spliced from 2 exons. Lineage: Eukaryota; Viridiplantae; Streptophyta; Magnoliopsida; Cucurbitales; Cucurbitaceae.
GCCCCGUGUGAUAUUCAACUAGCCUGUCGCGCCGUUUGGUGGGCACGUUACUUCUACGAACUUCCGCCAAUUCCUAACUAGGUGGGGGACAUGCUGCUAUCAUCAACAAGUUUCGAACGAAAAUGCAAAUCCCAACCUCCAGUAGCCAAGCCAUUUAAUGCUCUCAACAAUCUCUCUCUAUCUCUCCCUUUUAAUGCCCUCUCACUGCUUCUCAACGGACCAAUUCGAUUUUCUUCCAAAUCCUUCAUGGCGGACCUCGAAAUCGCAUCCGCAGCCAAGUUCCGGUACCGGAGACUGCGGCACAGCGACGAAUUGGAGUCGGCGUUUGCGAGAUCCAGACUAGGAGAACAGAGGAGGUUUGGAGGUUUCAGAAUGCGAAGGGCUUCGAUCGGGAGGAGGUUGAAGAAGCUCAGAAUCCCUAGCCUCCGAAAGCUUUUCAGGAAAUCGCGGCUGGUGAAUGCCAUGGGAGGCUCCAUUUCCAAGGUUCUGAAGCGAUUCAGAGAUGGCGAAGCGUAUUUGGGAGAUCUUUUCGCCGGAAAUUACUUGUUCCUUCAGAUCAAUCCAAGCUCCAUCAAAUGCCUUGCGAACCACCAUCAGUAUCCCCUUCAAAAUUUCCCCCCAACUUUCUCCCUCCCAGCUUUACCUAAUUACUAAUCUUUUUUUU